Messenger RNA from Ostertagia ostertagi, 411 nucleotides. Lineage: Eukaryota; Metazoa; Nematoda; Chromadorea; Rhabditida; Trichostrongylidae. The record is from the annotation of a GenBank genome assembly.
AUGUAUUUCGGCGAAUAUCCGCUCUCCUUUGCCGUGUGUAUGAAUCAACCCGAUCUGGUUCGACUACUCGUGGCAAUGAAGGCCAACCUGAACGCUCAGGACACAAACGGAAACACAGCACUUCAUCUUUGCGUGAUCCAUGAAAAAAUAGAAAUGAUGAAGAUGGCUUUGGAGGCUGGCGCCCGAUUGAACAUUGCCAAUAAACAAAGUUUGACACCCCUAACUUUGGCAGCAAAGCUCGCGAAAAAAAGAAGGUUCUUGCUUUUCAACAUCAUUCUCGAAUUGGAAGGCGAAAGUGUAUGGGUUUACGGAGAGGCGAAUUGCUUUUCGUACCCACUGACAAAGAUCGACACAAUCAACGAAGUGUCUGGCGAGAUGAACGAGCAGUCAGCUCUUUCACUCGUUGUCUAC